Messenger RNA from Hydra vulgaris (swiftwater hydra), 663 nucleotides. The record is from RefSeq and is a predicted model, not a curated record. NCBI's taxonomy places the organism in Eukaryota, Metazoa, Cnidaria, Hydrozoa, Anthoathecata, Hydridae.
AUGUGUGCUAAUGUUAAAAAGCAAAUCAAAAGAUCAACUCGAGAAUACGAAACGGAUUUAGUAAAGAGAGCGAAGCUUGCACCAAAACUUUUAUUCUCAUACGUAAAUAGAAAACAAAACAUUAAAACGCAAAUUAGAGCAAUCAAGAACAAAAAAGAUCAAGUUACAAUUGAGAUAUCAGACAUUUCAGAUAUAUUAAAUAAGCUAUUUCAGUCAGUCUUUGUUAAUGAUAAUGACCAACCAAUACCUGAAUUCUCGCAAAGAAGCGAAAACCAGUGCGAUUCUAGUAAGUUAUCUAAUAUGAUUACCUAUGAAAAAAUUCUCAAAAUGUUAAAAGGUAUGGAUGAGGCAAAAGCGAUGGGUUUUGAUGGAGUUAGUCCGUUUGUUUUAAAGCAUGCUGCAGAAGGUUUUGUGGACCCAAUUGUUCAUAUUUUCAAAUUAAGCUUUGACACUGGAUGUGUCCCUUACCACUGGUCUGUUGCAAAUAUAUCACCAAUUUACAAAGGGGGAUCAAAACUUGAACCAGAAAACUACAGACCAGUAUCCCUAACAUCUGUUAUUUGUAAAAUGCUCGAAAAGCUCAUUCGGGACACAAUUCUGCAAAAUUUAGUUUCAAGUAGACUUAUAUGUGAGGAGCAAACUGGUUUUGUUCCAAACAAAUAA